Pneumocystis murina B123 is the source of this 1709-nucleotide messenger RNA. RefSeq lists its product as hypothetical. Gene Ontology annotation, biological process: UDP-N-acetylglucosamine biosynthetic process. Bases 167 to 1618 code for a protein of 483 amino acids. NCBI's taxonomy places the organism in Eukaryota, Fungi, Ascomycota, Pneumocystomycetes, Pneumocystales, Pneumocystaceae. Gene Ontology annotation, molecular function: UDP-N-acetylglucosamine diphosphorylase activity. The transcript has a single exon. The record is from RefSeq and is a predicted model, not a curated record.
AAUGAAAAAAAAAAUUAAGAUUUAUUACUUUUAAAUAGAAAAUAUAAGUACAAAAGCUAUUUUGAUAUAUGAAAAAGAAGAUUUUCUAUCCUAAUAUAAGAGGAAAAUUGAAUAAAAAUCGAAUAUUUAAAAAUUAAUUUAUCAAAAUUGGAAAUUGUCAAAUUAUAUGGAAUUAAUGGAAAAAGAGGUAGAAAUAUUUUAUAAAAUAUAUCAGAAAUAUGGUCAAGAACAUGUAUGGGAGUUUUAUGAAACAUUUUGUAAAAAAGAACGAGAAGAAUUUCUUAAACAGAUAAAAACUAUUUGUCCAGAUACUUUUAAUAAAAUUUUAUUUAAAACAAUUCAAGAAGAAGAUCAGAAAGUUAAAGGAGAAAUUAAACCAAUAUCUCUGGAUAUGUUAGGAUCUACAAUUGAUGCGAGUCAAGAAGAACUCUCUAGAUGGAUGUCUAUUGGACUUGAAAAUAUUUUUCAUAAUCGAGUUGCUGUUAUUUUACUUGCAGGUGGUCAAGCAACGAGACUUGGAACAGAUGGACCUAAAGGAUGUUUUGAUAUUGGGCUUCCAUCUCAUAAAUCACUUUUUCAGUUGCAAGCAGAACGUAUUCGGCGUCUUAUGACACUUGCUCAAAUAAAAUACAAUAGUUCAAUGCCUGUGAGUAUUCCAUGGUAUAUUAUGACAAGCAAUUCAAAUCGUUCUGCUACAGAAGAAUUUUUUUUUAAGUAUAACUUUUUUGGUCUUGAGAAAAAUAUCAUUUUUUUUAAUCAAGAAGACAUUCCAUGUUUUUCUUAUACAGGAAAAUUUCUUCUUGAGACUAAGUCUAAAAUUGCUGUUUCGCCUAAUGGAAAUGGAGGAAUAUAUAAGGCGCUUCUUAAUUCAAAUAUUUUAGAUGAUUUAAUGGUUCGUAAAAUUCAACAUAUACAUUGUUUUUGUGUGGAUAACUGUCUUGUUCGAGUAGCUGAUCCUAUAUUUAUUGGGUUUUCAAUUGAGCGGGACCUCGAUGUUUCUACUAAAGUAGUUCGGAAACAUAAAGCUUCCGAAAAAGUUGGACUUGUUGUUUUGAAAAAUGGGAAGCCUUCUAUUAUCGAAUAUAAUGAAAUUGAUACUAAAAUUUCCGAGGCUUUAGAUGAAUCCUCAAAUCUCUUAAAAUUUCGUUUAGCAAAUAUUGCUAAUCAUUAUUUUAAUAUACGAUUUCUUUUCAAAAUAUCAGCAUAUGAAUCUAAAUUACCUUAUCAUAUAUCAAAAAAGAAAGUACCUUUUUAUGAUAUUCAAUCUAAAAAAACGAUUGUUCCUGAAACUUCUAAUGCUAUUAAAUUAGAAAAAUUUAUUUUUGAUGUAUUUUCAGAAGUUUCAUUGAAUAAGUUCGGUUGCUUAGAAGUUGCACGUUUUGAUGAGUUCUCUCCUCUUAAAAAUUCACUGGAAAUUGAAGAAGAUAAUGCUAAUACUUCUAGAAGGGAUAUUCUUUCACAAGGAAGAAGAUGGGUUGAACAGGCUCAUGGUAUUUUAAUAGGCAAUCCUUUUUAUGGCAUUGAAAUUAGCCCACUUGUAUCGUAUGCAGGUGAAAAUCUUGAAUUCAUGCAAGGAAAAUGUUAUCAAGUAUUGUCAAUCAUUGAAAAUGAAUCAUAAAUUUUAUUUAAAAAAAAAAAUAUACAAAUUCAUAAUAUUAGAAAGUCUUCAUGUGAUAUAAUAUAAAAACGUAUGGAAAAUAUAAACUAUA